Insectozyma verbasci is the source of this 1998-nucleotide messenger RNA. The record is from the annotation of a GenBank genome assembly. Lineage: Eukaryota; Fungi; Ascomycota; Pichiomycetes; Serinales; Debaryomycetaceae.
AUGUCACGAGAUUUAACGUUUAAUAAACCGAUAUUCAAUAUAACUAAACCUAAUGAAAAUGAUGAAUCAGAAACCGAUAUAAAUCCCCAAUAUCAUCAAGAAUAUAAUCUUGAUCCAUUUAAUACUUUUGAAGAGGAAGAUUUAAGUCCCACUCAAGAAACAUCAAAUCAUAAUUAUUCUGAAAGUGAACCUUCAUCAUCUUCACCACCUAGAAAUAAUCCUCCAUAUUCUAAUUCACCAUUUGUAUUUACUACUUCACAUUUCAAUAAUGAUAAUUCGUCAAGUACUCAAUUAUUACAAAGCAGUCCAAUACCAACUUAUGAUAGAUAUCCAAAAACAUUAUUUUCAAAUUCCAAUUCUGAACAACAUUCAAGAACUUCAUUAAUUGAUAAUCAAGCAGCAGAAUCAUUUAUUUCAAAUUCUGAUUAUUUUGAUUCUGAUUUUUCACCAUUUGGAGGAUAUCCCCAAAGUUCCUUCCCCUUGUCUAUUGAUGAAAAAGAACCUGAUGAUUAUUUACAUAAUCCUGAUCCAAUACUAGAUGCACAAUAUGAUAAGAAUAGAUUUUGGAAUGAUUUAAAAAAUUCAAAUAAAAGGUCAUUGGGUGGAUUAUUUGGAUUUUUAACGUUAUUGAUUGGUGCUUUAUUAGUAUUUAUAUUAUUACCAAUUUUAACAUUUACUUCAUCAAGACCAUUUGUUCCUCAAGUUUAUGAAAUUUUAACAGAUUAUGAAUAUCCAAUACUUUCUUCAAUUAGACAAGAUUUGGUUGAUCCAGAUACUCCUGAAUCAGCAUUAUAUAAAACAAUGAGAAAUGGAGAUAGAUGGAAAUUAGUAUUUUCAGAUGAAUUUAAUGUUCAAGGUAGAACUUUUUACGAUGGUGAUGAUCAAUUUUUCACAGCUCCAGAUUUUCAUUAUGCUGCUACUAAUGAUUUAGAAUGGUAUGAUCCAGAUGCAGUAACUACAGUAAAUGGAACAUUAACUUUAACUUUAGACGCUUUUAAAAAUCAUGAUUUAUUUUACAGAUCUGGUAUGUUACAAAGUUGGAAUAAAAUGUGUUUUACUCAAGGGAAAUUGGAAUUUUCAGCAAGAUUACCUGGUUAUGGAUCAAUAAGUGGUUUAUGGCCUGGAAUGUGGUCAAUGGGGAAUUUAGCAAGACCUGGAUAUUUAGGUUCAACUGAAGGCUUAUGGCCUUAUUCUUACGAUUCUUGUGAUUCAGGAAUUACAGCAAAUCAAAGUUCUCCAGAUGGUAUUUCAUAUUUACCUGGUCAAAGAUUAAAUAAAUGUACUUGUCCAGGUGAAGCACAUCCAAAUAGAGGCGUUGGGAGAGGUGCUGUUGAAAUUGAUGUCCUUGAAGGAGAAAUUGCGACUGAUCCAGCAGGUAUUAGAUCUAAUGGUGUUGCAUCUCAAUCUUUACAAGUUGCACCUUAUGAUAUUUGGUAUAUUCCAGAUUAUGAUUUUAUUGAAAUUUAUAAUAAAUCAGUAACUACAAUGAAUACAUAUACUGGUGGUCCUUUUCAACAAGCAAUUUCAGGAAUUACAACUUUGAAUAGAACAUGGUAUGAGCGUGGAGAGCCAGGAGAAACAAUAGAUCAAUUUCAAACUUAUGGUUAUGAAUAUUUAAAUGAUGAUGAAAAUGGUUAUAUUACUUGGUAUGUUGGAGAAGAUCCAACAUUUACAAUGUAUGCAAAUGCAUUACAUCCAAAUGGAAAUAUAGGAUGGAGACAAUUACCAAAAGAGCCAAUAUCGAUUAUCAUGAAUUUGGGGAUUAGUAAUAAUUGGGCUUAUAUAGAUUGGACAGCUUUGGUAUUUCCAAAUACUUUUAAAAUUGAUUAUGUUAGAGUAUAUCAACCUGAAGAUCAAAUUAACCUUACUUGUGAUCCUGAAGAUUAUCCUACUUAUGAUUAUAUUCAACAACAUUUGAAUUUAUAUCAUAAUGAUAAUUUAACUACUUUUGAAGAUGGUGGUUAUACAUUUCCAAAAAAUUCAUUAUUAGGAUGUUAA